CGGAAUACUUCCGUACGUAGAAAAUUCUCGUGCCUGUGGAUAAUGACCUGGACCAACAAAAAUCGAGCUGCCAGCAACCCAAAUAUCCCGAAUCGCAAUGCCGGACGGACCAAAUCAUGUCUCCGGACGGAGUAAACCAUAACACCGGACCCACCAGUACUCACGCCAUGGCGCCGUGCUAACUCCGUAUGAAGCCUUUCGUAUAAAGAAGGUGACGACAUCAUAGCCUAUUCACAGCCCGGAUCAGUGUACACCUGCGAUUCUGUAUUCCCUGUGCUCAAAGGAUCUGCAUACCAGACACGCCAACUUCGAGCGGCGCAAGUGAACCUUGCAUAUCACCACCCCUGACGUCCAACAUCCCAGUCUGAGUCCACGCUGCUGCAAGAUGUCCGACCAGAAGAAGUACGCCAACAAGCUCCACGGCGCACGCGUCCUUGUCAUCGGCGGGUCCUCCGGCAUCGGCUUCUGCACUGCGGAAGCGUGUGUCGAAUACGGCGCCCUCGUGACGGUGGCUUCCUCCAACCCGGCGAAAGUCGAGGCCGCCGUCGCCAGGCUACAGGCGUCCUACCCGUCCGCCAAGGCCAACGUGCACGGCCUCACCGUCGACCUCUCCAAGCCGGACACGCUCGAGUCCGAGCUGCAGUCCCUCUUCGAGCGGGCCGCGCAGGCCAUGGGCGGCAGCGAGCUCCUGGACCACGUCGUCUUCACGGCCGGCGACGCGCUGGCGACCAUGAAGCUGGCCGACAUGACGAUGGAGGCCAUCCUGCAGGCCGGCCAGAUCCGCUUCUUCGCGCCGCUGCUGGCGGCCAAGUUCAUCCCGCGCUACGUGCGGCCGUCGCGCGAGAGCAGCUACACCAUCACCACGGGCAGCAUCAGCGAGCGGCCCAUGCCGGACUGGAGCGUCAUCGGCUCGUUUGCCGGCGGGCACCACUCCAUGGUCCGGAACCUGGCCCUGGACCUGCGGCCGAUCAGGGUCAACGGUGUCAGUCCCGGGCCGGUGGAUACGGAGCUCUGGAGGGUGCCCAAGGAGGAGAAGGACCGGCUGAUGGAGCAGUACGGCAAGCGGAUGGCGACGGGGAGGACGGGGAGGCCGGAGGACGUUGCGGAGAGCUAUGUCGCGUGCAUUAGGGACUACAAUAUGGAUGGCGCGAUCAUCAGGACGGACGGCGGCGGCCUGUUGAUGUAGUGUGUGAUGUCUGCGUUGGGACAGACUCGGCAGGGGAUAUGAAAAUAUAACGUAUCUUAUAACGUAUCUUAUCAGCGAGCCGAUCAUAUCAGCGAGCCGAUCACUUUUUGCCGCAACGCGUCAUUUUCAC
Messenger RNA from Chaetomium strumarium, 1316 nucleotides. RefSeq lists its product as uncharacterized. The coding region runs from base 386 to 1186 and encodes 266 amino acids. Lineage: Eukaryota; Fungi; Ascomycota; Sordariomycetes; Sordariales; Chaetomiaceae. Gene Ontology annotation, molecular function: oxidoreductase activity. The record is from RefSeq and is a predicted model, not a curated record. The transcript has a single exon.